AUGCAGUACAAUAAUGGCACCAGGAUAAACCACUUCUUCCUCACUGGAUUCCCUGGACUCUCUGCUCAGUACUAUGCACCUGUGUCAGUGGUGCUUCUCAUUGUCUUCUUGGCUAUAGCUUUUGGCAACAUUUUUAUAAUAGCACUUGUCAAAUGUGAACGUUCUCUUCAUAAACCAACUUACUUAAUAUUCUGUCAUCUUGCACUGACUGAUUUAGCAUUUGGAACGACGACACUCCCCAAAAUUAUUUCCAAAUACUGGUUUGAUGAUAGCUUGAUAGAAUUUAACAGCUGUUUUGUCCAAAUGUUUUUUGUGCAUUUUUUAGGAGCAGCUCACUCCCUUAUUCUAAUGGUCAUGGCCUUAGAUCGAUUUUUAGCUAUUUCCUUUCCUCUGCGUUACCCUAAUAUUUUCACAAACACUACUGCAUCAUUUCUAUGUGGUCUGUCAUGGUUAAUUUCAAUUUCUUGGAUGAUUUUUAUAGCAAUAGAUGCGUAUACUUUAUCUUACUGUGAAUCUAAUAUCAUUGUCCAGUGCUACUGCGACCACAUUGGCAUCACUGCGCUGGGAUGUGAGAAUGUGCGAGAUGUACAGGUCAUAGCUUUUGGUGGCGCUAUGUUUUUCUUGUUAGUGCCAUUGACUUUUAUUAUAUUUUCUUAUUUUGCUAUCAUCGUGGCCGUCAUGAGGAUAUCCAGCCACGAGAGCCGUGUAAGGACCCUUUCAACAUGCACUCCACAGCUGCUUAUCACAUUACUGUAUUACGCGCCCAGAUGCUUUGUGUAUCUGGCCAACAAUGUAGGUUUCACAUUUAGUGUUCCUGUUCGUAUUUUAGUGGUUAUGCUUUAUAGUCUGAUACCUGCAGCAGUGAAUCCACUGAUAUACUGCUUUAAAACAAAAAAUAUCAAAGAAUGUUUGAAUAAAAGAUAUAAUAGGACAAAAGUCCAGGUGGGUUUAUGGCAAUAG
Molecule: messenger RNA, 960 nt
Organism: Periophthalmus magnuspinnatus
Lineage: Eukaryota; Metazoa; Chordata; Actinopteri; Gobiiformes; Gobiidae
Product: olfactory receptor 52E8-like
Exons: 1
Coding region: 1-960 (319 amino acids)
Biological process (GO): G protein-coupled receptor signaling pathway
Cellular component (GO): membrane
Molecular function (GO): G protein-coupled receptor activity; olfactory receptor activity
Source: RefSeq, a predicted model, not a curated record